Molecule: messenger RNA, 1702 nt
Organism: Miniopterus natalensis
Lineage: Eukaryota; Metazoa; Chordata; Mammalia; Chiroptera; Miniopteridae
Gene: EHD3
Product: EH domain containing 3
Biological process (GO): endosomal transport; endocytosis
Cellular component (GO): plasma membrane; cytoplasm
Molecular function (GO): calcium ion binding; protein binding; GTP binding
Source: RefSeq, a predicted model, not a curated record
CUGCGCGCGGGGGGCGAGCGGCGGCGGCGAUGUUCAGCUGGCUGGGCUCCGACCACCGCCGGAGGAAGGACCCCGAGGUCUUCCAGACGGUGAGCGAGGGGCUCAAGAAACUCUACAGGAGCAAGCUGCUGCCCCUGGAAGAGCAUUACCGCUUCCACGAGUUCCACUCGCCCGCCCUGGAGGAUGCCGACUUUGACAACAAGCCCAUGGUCUUGCUGGUGGGCCAGUACUCCACCGGGAAGACCACUUUCAUCAGGUACCUGCUGGAACAGGAUUUUCCAGGCAUGAGGAUUGGGCCCGAGCCGACCACCGACUCCUUCAUUGCAGUGAUGCAGGGUGAGGCCGAGGGGGUCAUCCCCGGGAACGCCCUCGUGGUGGAUCCUAAGAAGCCCUUCCGGAAACUCAACACUUUUGGCAAUGCCUUCUUGAACAGGUUCAUGUGUGCCCAGCUGCCCAACCCCGUGCUCGAGAGCAUCAGCAUCAUCGACACACCAGGGAUCCUCUCCGGGGAGAAGCAAAGGAUUAGCCGAGGGUAUGACUUUGCCGCUGUCCUCGAGUGGUUCGCGGAGCGGGUUGACCGCAUCAUCUUGCUCUUUGACGCCCACAAGCUGGACAUCUCUGAUGAGUUCUCAGAAGUCAUCAAGGCCCUGAAGAACCACGAGGACAAGAUGCGGGUGGUGCUGAACAAGGCCGACCAGAUCGAGACCCAGCAGCUGAUGCGGGUGUACGGGGCCCUCAUGUGGUCCCUGGGGAAGAUCGUGAACACCCCGGAGGUGAUCCGAGUCUACAUCGGCUCCUUCUGGUCCCACCCCCUUCUCAUCCCCGACAACCGGAAGCUCUUUGAGGCCGAGGAGCAGGACCUGUUCAAGGACAUCCAGAGUCUGCCCCGAAACGCCGCUCUGCGCAAGCUCAACGACCUCAUCAAGAGAGCCAGGCUGGCCAAGGUCCACGCCUACAUCAUCAGCUCUCUGAAGAAGGAGAUGCCCUCGGUGUUCGGGAAGGACACCAAGAAGAAGGAGCUGGUGAACAACCUGCCCGAGAUUUACGGCCGCAUCGAGCGGGAGCACCAGAUCUCGCCUGGGGACUUCCCCAACCUGAAGAGGAUGCAGGACCAGCUGCAGGCCCAGGACUUUAGCAAAUUCCAGCCCCUGAAAAGCAAGCUGCUGGAGGUGGUGGAUGACAUGCUGGCCCACGACAUUGCCCAGCUCAUGGUGCUGGUGCGCCAGGAGGAGUCACAGCGGCCCACCCAGAUGGUGAAGGGUGGAGCGUUCGAGGGCACCCUGCAUGGCCCCUUCGGGCGCGGCUAUGGGGAGGGGGCUGGGGAGGGCAUCGAUGAUGCUGAGUGGAUCGUGGCCAGGGACAAGCCCAUGUACGACGAGAUCUUCUAUACCCUGUCGCCGGUGGACGGCAAGAUCACGGGGGCCAAUGCCAAGAAGGAGAUGCUGCGCUCAAAGCUGCCCAACAGCGUGCUGGGCAAGAUCUGGAAGCUGGCCGACGUCGACAAGGAUGGCAUGUUGGAUGACGAGGAGUUUGCACUGGCCAACCACCUAAUUAAGAUCAAGCUGGAGGGGCAUGAGCUGCCCAGUGAGCUGCCCGCCCACCUCCUGCCCCCAUCCAAGAGGAAAGUUGCCGAGUGAUGGGAGCAGGGGGAGGUUCAGAGCAGGCGGGUGUUAUGGGAGAUGGGAGGGAUGAUCUCACUCAC